Molecule: messenger RNA, 975 nt
Organism: Rotaria sp. Silwood2
Lineage: Eukaryota; Metazoa; Rotifera; Eurotatoria; Philodinida; Philodinidae
Source: the annotation of a GenBank genome assembly
AUGACAGAAAAAUGCAUUGAGUGGUUUUGGAAAUCCAAUGAUAAUCCAUUUUCAACCAUGGAAUCGGCCCAAUGGAAUCGAUAUUCGGAUAUUGAAAAUACAAUUAUCGAAGAAGCAUUUACGACAUUGAAGAAAGCCUAUGUUAUUCUCGAUGAUUAUCAUAUUGAUUUUGAACACCGAGUUCAGAUUUCGAACGAUGAUAAAAGCAAACAACGUCCGGUAAAGCGAGUAGAAAUAAAUAAAGAUGAAGGCCGUUUGAGAGAAGCACGUUUUAUGCCCAAUCCAUUAGUAUCUACCAACUGGGAAAAUCGAAAACGUGAGAUGGUAGAGAAAGCAAUAUUGGGUAUUUUACAUGAAGGAAAACUGGCCGGAAAACAAUGUGAAGCUAAAUGGAUUAUACAACAGUUAGAAAAAGUCAAAGACCAAACAAAGAAAGAGAUUGGCGAAUGUUGCAUUUAUCUUUAUUCCCUUGAAUCAUUUCUCUACAAAAUUCUAAAUCAUACGAUGCGUCUCAUAGGUAAUAAGAAUCAUGAGAAUGUUUGGCGAAGUAAAAUAGAAACUCUAGGUCCGUUUGCUUUUCUUCUCUACUAUUAUUUAUCCUACGAAAAUUUAAAUCACCGAACAAGUACCAUUGUAUAUCGAGGUGCUCAAUUGACCGAUGAAAUGAUUGCUGAGUAUCAAUAUGUCACUCGAAGCAAGGAUUCACGACGGUCAUUUCAAACGUUUACAUCAUGUAGUCGCAAUCGCGCAAAAGCUGAGCAGUUUGGCAAUACUUUAUUUGUUUUGAAGGCUGAAACACGUACUUCAUAUCGUACUCUGAACAUGGAUAUUUCUUCUCUAUCUGCUUAUCCGGAGGAAGAAGAAGUACUUAUACGACCGGGACGAUCUUUUAAAAUUGAACGCGUUGAAUUCGAAAAGACGAAGAAAAAACAUGUUAUCUAUUUAACAUUAAUAUCAACAAGCGAGACAAACUAG